This is a messenger RNA of Ostertagia ostertagi, 222 nucleotides long. NCBI's taxonomy places the organism in Eukaryota, Metazoa, Nematoda, Chromadorea, Rhabditida, Trichostrongylidae. The record is from the annotation of a GenBank genome assembly.
AUGGUGAUAAAAUACAUAAAUAAACUGGCGCUACUGAAUAUUUCGUUGCUCAAUGAAAUCAACUGGUUUUUGAAGACCGCAGAGAUGGCUCGCGUCUAUGGAAUUCAAUUUCAUGAGGUGUGGAGCAGAGGCUCCCAGUUGCGAGUCGAAUCCAUGAUGUUUCGCCUGGCGCACACGCAAGGAUUUGUGCUACCUUCUGUCACCCCAUCGCAGAGAAUACAG